Molecule: messenger RNA, 2684 nt
Organism: Hevea brasiliensis (rubber tree)
Lineage: Eukaryota; Viridiplantae; Streptophyta; Magnoliopsida; Malpighiales; Euphorbiaceae
Product: pentatricopeptide repeat-containing protein At4g32450, mitochondrial-like
Exons: 3
Coding region: 70-2220 (716 amino acids)
Biological process (GO): RNA modification
Molecular function (GO): protein binding; zinc ion binding; RNA binding
Source: RefSeq, a predicted model, not a curated record
GGCCGACCCACAUUUCUCUCUCUCUCUCUCUCUCUCUCCAUUUGAAGCUGCUUAGGUUUGAGGGAUCAAAUGUACAAGAGGAGAGUCUCGCUUCUCUCAAUCAAUUCCCUUGCAGUUCUAUGUAAGGUACGCUAUUCGAGCAACUCGUCUGAUUCGAUCAAAACCCUAACUCUAUCAAAAAAUCUUAGCACUGCAGCUGAAAGAUCAGAGCUUUUAAACUCUGUUGACUGCCAUUUGGAGAAUUCUAAUGAGCAUUUCCAAAACCCUAGUGGUUCCUGCGGUGAGAGCCAAAACCUUGUUGAAUUUGUGCAAAAACCAAAUGGACAGGGCUUAAACCCUUGUUGGGGUUUUAGGGAAACCACUGGAAAUGUUGUAGGAAAUAUUCAGGUUGUGGAAAAGGGAAAUUCUGGCAGAUCUUCUGGGCAAAAUCAUGGAAAAUUUCCGCACAAUUUGGAUGGUGAUUACCAGAAUUUUAAUGGGAGUUGUUGGGAAAGCAGUAGGAGUGUUAAUCAAAAUAAUCCAAAUAAGAGGAAGGGUAAUUAUAGUGGAUAUUAUGUGAAUACUGGGCAGUUUCAACACAAAAAUAGUCAGGUUGCUGCAUCGAAUUCAAAGAGUUCGCUGGAUCAUCCAAAAGGGGUUUAUGGAGGGGGUGGAAACCUACAACAUGUGCAUGCGAAUUGUCAGAAGGGACCUGGAGAAGUGACACAAAAUCCAAGUGGGUUUCAUUUGCAAGGUCCUUCAGGGCCACAAGGAAUAUGGAACGGUAAUUAUACUCAAAAUGUUAAUCAGUUUCAGCCUGGCUCAAGUGGUUAUUACAUGGGAAAUGCUGGAAUGUAUCAGCAAGGCCCAAGUGCUGGCCAAUAUCAGCAGAACCUAAAUGUUGUAAACAACCAGCGGAGUGUCAAUGUUGUACAAUAUCAGCCAAAAUUGAAUGGUGUAAAUAAUUUAAAACAAGCUUCUCAUGUAUCUAGCGAUCCCAAAGUUGAAGGGACAUUGGAUGAGUCUUCUGAAACUAGUCCAGAUAGAGGUACCCUGGAGGAUCUUGAUGACUUCUGCAAGGGAAGGAAAGUGAAGGAAGCUGUUGAACUUUUGCAUUCGUUGGAGGAGCAGCAUGUUCCUGUGGAUUUGCCUCGUUUUUUGCUGUUGAUGCAGGCAUGUGGGGAGGCUAAGGCUUUACAAGAAGCAAAAGCUGUUCAUGAUCACAUUAUGAGAUCACUGCUCCCUUUGGAAGUCUGUACGUAUAACAAGAUCUUAGAGAUGUACGCAAAAUGUGGUUCUAUGGACAAGGCAUUUGAUGUGUUUGACAAAAUGCCAGAGCGCAAUUUGAAUUCUUGGAAUAUUAUGAUAACAUGGCUUGCGAAGCAUGGACUUGGGGAGGAUGCCAUUGAUCUGUUUAGUCAAUUUAAACAAGCUGAAUUAGAACCUAAUGCACAAAUGUAUAUCGGGGUAUUCUCUUCUUGUGGUGAUGUUGGCGAUAUUAAUGAAGGGAUGCUUCACUUUGAAUCCAUGAUGAAGGAUUAUGGCAUUGUCCCAUCAAUGGAACAUUACGUAAGCGUUGUGGACAUGCUGGGAAGUACUGGGUAUUUGGAUGAAGCUUUAGAGUUCAUUGAAAAAAUGCCAAUGACACCAAAUAUAGAUGUUUGGGUAACCUUAAUGAAUCUCAGCCGACUUCAUGGGAACUUGGAGCUUGGGGAUCGUUGUGCUGAGCUUGUGGAGCUUUUAGACCCUUCAAAAUUGAUUGAACAAUCUAAGGCAGGCCUUGUAGCUGGAAAAGAUUCAGACCUUGAAAAAGAGACAGAGAAGAAGAAGUUGACAAGUCAAAAUCUUUUAGAAGUUAGGAGUAGGGUCCAUGAGUAUCGAGCAGGGGACACAUCACAUCCUGAAAACGAUAGAAUCUAUGCCUUGCUUAGAGGUUUGAAGGCACAGAUGAAAGAAGCUGGUUACAUUCCAGAGACAAGAUUUGUGUUGCACGACAUAGACCAGGAAGGCAAGGAGGAGGCGCUUCUUGCUCAUAGUGAAAGACUUGCUACUGCUUAUGGUCUUCUAACCAGUCCUGCACGCUCACCUAUUCGAAUAAUAAAGAAUCUUCGUGUUUGUGGUGAUUGCCAUAAUGCAGUGAAGAUCAUUUCAAAGAUUGUAGGAAGAGAACUCAUCAUGCGAGAUGCCAAGAGAUUCCACCAUUUCAAAGAUGGGGCGUGCUCUUGCCGUGAUUAUUGGUGAACAAGAUGAAAAUAAAGGGAUACAUAGAAGUUGACCAAGUUAAAAAGUGAACUUUUCCUCUUCCAGAAAAAUGUGUUGUGGCAGAUACCCUUCAUUUAGGUCUCGAUAUUAAGCUAAUUAUUAGAUACACUGAGAGUAUUAAAAAAUAGUGUUCUCUCUCUUAUAAAAAGGUGAGUCUUCUUUAUAAUAUGGAGAGUGAAACCCACAUAAUUGUGAGAGAUGGUGCUAUGUACCGGUUGUACCUAAUAAUUUUUCCUCCAUAUUGAGGUUGCAAAUGAGGAUUCACUAGUCAUCUGUCUCACAAGCAAUUUGAGGGAAAUGGAUGAGACACGCUUGACCACUUUGAACGCAACUAACUUACAUUGUGAGUGCGAAUGAUAUGGUUUGUGAGUCUUUUGUGCAUACGUUGAUGAUGGAAAAAGAAUAGGAUGACAGAGAUAAGUAAUCACUUCCGUAAUUAAUUU